AUGGCAACCCCCCCCUAUGUCAAACUUGGGGAAGUCUCCCUCGAACGGAUCACAAGCCUCCUCCUUGGCCUCCUUGGCCAAGUUGAGCAUCUUGAGCGGAAAGUGGAAGAAGUCCAAGAAGCAGGGGUUGAGGCCCGCACCAAUCUUGAGAACAUCUCUCAAGCCGUCAAUACUGUCAAGGAUGGGCUUAGAAGCCUCCAACUUCACGGGCCCCGGACCCCAGAAGAUACAAAACCCCCGGCCGUGGAAGCAACGCCACGCCCCUUUUCAAAAGCCAACCCUAUUGGAUUGACUAGUUGGGUCUCAUUCUGGCCCAAACCAUCCAAGGGGCUCCCCGCCUUUGCCCAACCCACUCCUGUCCAAGCAGUGCCCCCGCGAGUCCCAUCUCCCCCUACAUCUCCGCGUCUCCAAUCCCCGAUUGGAGCACCUGCCCCUCUCCCUCUGGCUCCAGCAGCCCACUACCCCGCUCCGGUCAAGGUUGACCACCCCAAUGCCUACACAGGCAAAAUAGGAAGCAAGGCAAAGCAGUGGCUGACCAGGAUGCUGGCCUGGACCCGCCUUAACUUGCGGAUGUUCCCAACCGAUCAGGAGGUUCUAUCCUUCCUCCUGAUGAACAUGAAGGACUCCACCAGGGCAUGGGCCCAUCCACACCUUGACCAGCUUGGAUCACACUGGGCUAUCAUUCAAACGGUCGAGGGCUUCAAAAUGGAAUUCCUGGCAGCAUUUGGCAACCCUGACGCCACAAGGGCCGCUGAGCGGAAAAUCACCACCCUCACCCAGUCCGGCACUUGCGCAGACUAUAUCACAAAGUUCAGGACCUUGGCCAUGGAACUGGACUGGAAUGACGCGGCCCUUUGA
Messenger RNA from Rhizoctonia solani, 858 nucleotides. RefSeq names its product Retrotransposable element Tf2 protein. The record is from RefSeq and is a predicted model, not a curated record. Lineage: Eukaryota; Fungi; Basidiomycota; Agaricomycetes; Cantharellales; Ceratobasidiaceae. Bases 1 to 858 code for a protein of 285 amino acids. The transcript has 2 exons.